AUGGUAGAUACAGUAGAUAUGUCAACACAAUCGCCAUUACCAUCGAGUUUCACACAGAUUCAGAAGUUCACUGACAUUCAUCUGAGAAGUCCUCUGUACCUUCAUCCAUCAGAUACGCCAGGUAGCAUUCUAAUUUCACAAAAAUUAACUGGCAUAGAGAAUUAUACAGGUUGGAGUAAUUCCAUGAGAGUAGCAUUGCUAGCUAAAAACAAAAUUGCUUGUGUUAAUGGAUCAUGUAGAAAAGAACAAUAUCUAGGGGAUUUAGAACAUGAGUGGGAGAGGUGUAAUGCAUUCGUCUUGUCAUGGAUCACUAAUUCUGUUUCGAAUGAACUAGCAAAUGGCCCCAUGUUCUCAUCUAGUGCUCAUAUUGUAUGGAAGGAUCUAAAGGAGCAUUUUGAUAAAAGAAACCUUAUUAGGAUCUAUCAAUUGCAUCAAGAAAUAUGCAUUAUGAGUCAGGGCACUCUUACUGUUUCAGACUACUACUCUAAGCUUAGAAAUCUAUGGGAUGAACACAUUUCUUUAGUGCCACUACCAACUUGUGAAUGUGACAAGUAUAGAGAGUAUGCAGAUCAUAUGGAGAAGCAGAAGCUUAUACAGUUUUUGAUGGGACUGAACGAGACAUUUGCUCAAUCUCGUAGUCAUAUUUUGAUGACUGUUCCUAGUCCUAACUUGAAUCAAGCCUACAAUAUGAUAAUGCAAGAUGAAAGUCAAAGAGUACAAUCCAAUAUAAUAUUUGCUUCAGUUUUGCCAUUACAACAAUUGAAUGUUAAUGAACCCACUGCAUUAUCAUCUAUGCAGCAUAACAAGUCCAAGAAGCAUAAUGAUCUAUAUUGUGAACAUUGCCAUAUGAGGAAUCAUAGUACCAAGUAUUGCUACAAGUUGAUAGGAUAUCCAUCUGAUCAUAAAUAUGGCAAGAAGAACCUUAUAGAUAGAAAUGAGAGGAAGCCACAAUUUGGGGAUGAAAGACAAAGGUUUCAAAGUGAUAGUCAUGAAAGGGUUGGGGGUAAUAGAAGACAACAGACGCAUAAUGCACAGUGUGGUGAUUCUUCUGAGUAUGGGAACAAACAUCAGCAAAAUCACACUACAGAUCAUAUGGAUAAUAUAGAGUCUGGCAAUAGUUCUUCAGCAUCUAUGUUGGUGCCAUCAUUCACUCAUGACCAAUACAAUCAUAUUAUGAGGAUGUUGGGCACUAAUUCUACAUUACAAGGAGCCAUGGCUAAUAUGGCAGGAAUACCUCACAACAUUACUUCAUGCUUUACUUCAAGGUAUUUGUCUGCAGGUUUAAACACAGUUCCUUGGGUGGUUGACACUGGUGCUACCAAUCACAUGGACCUAUCCACUGACAAGGUGAAAGGGAUUGGUAGAGAAAAGGAAGGAUUAUACCUACUUUCAUCUACUCAACAACAUUCAUCUGUCAGUGUUCUUGUUAAAUCACAUUCUUGUGUAUCAUCUAUCCAAGUUGACCCCUCCAUCUGGCAUAUCAGACUUGGACAUGCACCAGUUGUUGUUCUUCAGAAGAUUCUUCUACUCACCUCCAACUUUCUGAAUAAAGAUUCUACAUUCUGUUCAAUUUGUCCCCUUGCUAGACAAACUAGAUUACCAUUCCUUAAUAGUACUAAGAAAUUACCAUCCAUACUCUUAUCAAACAAAUCACCCUAUGAGGUGUUUCAUGGUCAUCCUCAUAAGCUUGAUUACAUUAAAGUAUUUGGUUGCCUCUGCUAUGCAAUCAAGCCACUCUACACUGACAAAUUCUCUUCUAAGGCUAUACCAUCUAUUUUCAUGGGAUAUGCCACCACUCAAAAGAGGUACAGGCUAUACAAUAUUUCCUCAGACACUUUUUUCAUCAGCAGGGAUGUCACUUUCAGGGAACAUAUAUUCCCUUUCAAGCAUCCCAAGUCCACAUUUGUAACUCCUGAUUCUAUGUCCUCUUCACAUACAUUUCCUUCUACAUCAGCCUUUCCUCAGCCUCUAAAUGUACCUUUAGAGUCUCAUGAUCAUUCCUUUUCCAAUUCCUUUCCAUCUAGAUCUUCAUCAGUUUUCACUCUCAUUAUUCCUACCACACCUAUUCUUGCUCCAUCACCUCCUCCUGUCAGGAAAUCCUCUAGAGUCACAAAGCCUCCUCUUUGGCACAUUGAUUACAUUACACAAUCCAACCUUUCUGAUGCCACUCAUCCUAUUUCCAAUUGUCUUUCCUAUUUUGCCAUCUCACCAUCUUAUAGAGCAUACUUCACUGUUUUUUCUUCAUCCAUUCCUGAGCCUUUCUCUUACACCUAA
This is a messenger RNA of Solanum stenotomum, 2274 nucleotides long. RefSeq lists its product as uncharacterized. The transcript is spliced from 3 exons. The record is from RefSeq and is a predicted model, not a curated record. The coding region runs from base 1 to 2274 and encodes 757 amino acids. Lineage: Eukaryota; Viridiplantae; Streptophyta; Magnoliopsida; Solanales; Solanaceae.